GGCCGGUCGUAAGAAGAGCUGGAGCUGCGGGAGGGGAUCAUGUCGGAUUCAGAGCUCGGCAGGAAGUGGGACCGGUGCUUGGCGGAUACGGUCGUGAAAAUAGGUACUGGUUUGGGAUUAGGAAUUAUUUUCUCACUCACCUUCUUUAAAAGAAGAAUGUGGCCAUUAGCCUUUGGUUCUGGCAUGGGAUUGGGAAUGGCCUACUCCAACUGUCAACAUGAUUUCCAGUCUCCUUAUCUUCUUCAUGGAAAAUACGUCAAAGAAUGCCAUAAUCCAGGAACAGUGACUUAG
Messenger RNA from Elephantulus edwardii (Cape elephant shrew), 291 nucleotides. It is a transcript of the gene MICOS10, whose product is annotated as mitochondrial inner membrane organizing system 1. The transcript has 5 exons. The coding region runs from base 40 to 291 and encodes 83 amino acids. Lineage: Eukaryota; Metazoa; Chordata; Mammalia; Macroscelidea; Macroscelididae. The record is from RefSeq and is a predicted model, not a curated record. Gene Ontology annotation, cellular component: MICOS complex; mitochondrial inner membrane; mitochondrion.